AAAUAUAUUUUAAAAUUAAAAAAUAUAUACGGAUAUUCGUGGUCUAUAAUUUAACUUAUACUCACAUAUUUUUUUAUUCAUAAUCUUUUUAAAUAAAAAGAUUAGUACUUGUAUACGUAAAUUUGAGGGUACCACUGUAAAAAUUUCCAGUUCUAACUUCUAAUAAGAACUGAGAUGAAAACCAGGUUGCGACCGUAAGUGAGUUGGAUCUUCCCCCAAUGGAUUGGUCAGCGGCGAGCCGAAGUCGGUGGAGGAAGCGAACACAACGGAGCAAACCCCUCCUCUUCCUCCUCUCCUUCCUCCCCCUCUCCCUUCUCCUCCUCUUCCUCUUCCUUCUCACCUCCUCCUAUUCCUCUCUCCUCCGAUCCCUCCUCCCCUUCUCCUCCCCUCGCCAAACCCUAGAUCACCAAUGCGGCGCCGGCGGAGGCGGAGCACUCUCCGGCGAGCGGUUCCUAUGGUACGCCCCCCACAGCGGUUUCAGCAAUCAGGUCGGGGAGCUCAAGAACGCCGCCGUCGUCGCCGCCAUCCUCAACCGCACCCUCGUCGUUCCCCCGGUGCUCGACCACCACGCCGUCGCCCUCGGCAGUUGCCCUAAGUUCAGGGUCUCCGCCCCCGCCGAGCUCCGCGCCGCCGUGUGGGAUCACAUCAUGGACCUGAUCCGAGAUCGGAGGUAUGUAUCAAUGGCUGAUAUUGUUGAUAUAUCUUCAAUAUCAUCAACUGUGGUUAAAACGAUUGAUUUUAGGGUAUUUGCUUCAAUGUGGUGUGGCCUAAAUAUGGAAAAAGCUUGUUUCGGUGACUUAUGUUGUGCUGUGUCGGGUUCUGGCUCUUUAUCAGGCAACUUUGAUCAGUGUAGAUCAUUGUUAUCUGGUCUGCAUGGUAAUGUCGACCACUGUGUAUAUACUGUAGAAGAGGACUGUCGAACAACAGUCUGGACAUACCAACAAAAUAGUGAUGGGGCUUUAGACUCUUUUCAGCCUGACAAAGAGUUGCAGAAGAAGAAGAAAAUUUCUUAUAUUAGAAAGCGUAGAGAUAUUCACAAGGCUUUUGGGCCCGGUUCAGAAGCCGAAACAUCCUCUGUUUUGGCUUUUGGAACCCUUUUCUCGGGACCAUACAAGGGUUCUGAGCUUUACAUUGACAUCCAUGAAUCACCAAAAGACUCGAGGAUUCAGUCGUUGCUUAAACAGAUCGAAUUCCUUCCAUUUGUAUCAGAAAUUAUGGCUGCAGGAAAGGAUUUUGCUGCGAGUAUAAAGAAGCCAUUUCUUUGUGCCCAACUUAGGUUAUUAGAUGGACAGUUCAAGAACCAUUGGAAAACUACUUUUUCUGAACUAAAGCAGAAGCUGCUGUCUCUUCAAUCAGAAGCCAAGGAGAACCAGCUGAAUGGUCCAAUUCACAUCUUCAUCAUGACGGAUCUUCCUAGGGCAAACUGGACCCAAACUUACCUGGGGGAAAUUGAGAAAAACGAGCAGUACAAGUUGUAUACCCUUCAAGAAAGUGAUGAUUUAGUAUUGAAAGCCGCUGAGAGGCUCAUGGCUUCGGAACAUGGCUUGAAAUCUGGUUUCCUUCCUAGAAUUGUUGAUGGAAAUAAUGAGAAAAGGAUUUGUGAUCCAUCAUCUUUGCCGGAUAUUUUGUUAUAUGUGGAAGAAUCUGCAUGUAGUUGUGCGUCGUUAGGGUUUGUGGGGACUGCUGGAUCAACUAUAGCAACAAGCAUAGAGCUUAUGAGAAGAAACAAUGCCUGUAAAUCAUAAACUGGUGUUUUCCCUGCCUUGUUUGUCCGAGUGCUUUAGGCAGAGCAAGAGAGUUCAGUUCUCUCCUUCAAAAAGGGUUGUCACGAAGAUAUAAUUUAAUGGUUCACAAUGUCAGGGCUGAUUAUGCUAAUCAUGAAGUGGGCAAUUUUCGAUUAUUUGGUGAUGCUCAUGUCAGAAACUGCCUGAGAGUGUACAUCAGCAUAGCACUUCAUGCUGAAGAGCUGACCGAGAUAUUCGCUUCUGGCGGAACUGAUUAGAGUCAUUAUUCUGCUAAUUGAUUGGGUGUGGUCAUCUGCUUUAGAAAUAUUGCGCAGCUAGGGAGUCUGUGGAUUAUUUCUUCAUUCUUUAUCUCAUGUUUAGAUAUUAAUAAGUUUUCUUGGUCGCCAGAAAGAUAAUUUGUUAUGGAUAAUAUUUCAUUUUUGAGUACAUCCAUCACAACUAAGAUUAUUUUACGAACUUCA
Messenger RNA from Ananas comosus (pineapple), 2206 nucleotides. RefSeq lists its product as uncharacterized. Lineage: Eukaryota; Viridiplantae; Streptophyta; Magnoliopsida; Poales; Bromeliaceae. The transcript is spliced from 2 exons. The coding region runs from base 219 to 1745 and encodes 508 amino acids. The record is from RefSeq and is a predicted model, not a curated record.